This is a messenger RNA of Exophiala aquamarina CBS 119918, 741 nucleotides long. RefSeq lists its product as uncharacterized. Lineage: Eukaryota; Fungi; Ascomycota; Eurotiomycetes; Chaetothyriales; Herpotrichiellaceae. The transcript has 2 exons. Bases 1 to 741 code for a protein of 246 amino acids. The record is from RefSeq and is a predicted model, not a curated record. Gene Ontology annotation, molecular function: oxidoreductase activity, acting on the CH-OH group of donors, NAD or NADP as acceptor.
AUGUCAUACUCAGAUCUCAAGGGCAAAGUCUUCAUUGUGACUGGUGCUGCGGCGGGCAUGGGUCGUGAUAUCUCAUUGCGUCUUGCUCGACAGGGAGCUGCUGUUGGGCUCAUAGACUUACGAAGUCCCGAUGAAACUUUGGCAGAUAUUGAAAAACACGGAGGGCAGGCGCUUAAGUUUUCGUGCGAUGUCAAAGACUCUAAAGCAUUGGACGACAUCAUUCGUCAGGUGGCAGAGAAAUUUGGGCGUCUAGACGGAGCGGCGAAUAUGGCUGGCUACGUUGGAACGCAUUCGUUGGAAACUAUGACUUCAGAUCAAUGGGAAAACAUGAUUGGCGUGAAUCUGACUGGAGUGAAAAACUCAAUCGCAUCGGAACUUCGCUACAUGAAAGGGUCUGGGUCAAUCGUGAAUGCUUCUAGUCUUUCAGGAACUCAAGGGCACGCCAAUCACGCAGCUUACUGUAGCAGUAAGUGGGGAGUAAUUGGCCUGAGUAAAGUCGCUGCACAGGAGGUUGGGGCACGCGGAAUUAGGGUCAAUGCUGUGGCGCCUGGUUUCGUCCACACAGCUUUGACCGCAAGUAUAAUGCCGAAAGAGCAGCUCGAGAAGACUUUCAAUAGCCAUAUUGCCCUGGGAAGAAUGGCAGAGCCUGAAGAUAUAACAAGAGUCAUCUUAUUCUUGUUGAGUGACGAGGCGAGGUAUAUAAGCUCAGCUGUGAUCCAUGUUGAUGGAGGCUAUCAAUGA